This is a messenger RNA of Brettanomyces bruxellensis, 456 nucleotides long. RefSeq lists its product as uncharacterized. The transcript has a single exon. The record is from RefSeq and is a predicted model, not a curated record. Gene Ontology annotation, biological process: SRP-dependent cotranslational protein targeting to membrane. Bases 1 to 456 code for a protein of 151 amino acids. Lineage: Eukaryota; Fungi; Ascomycota; Pichiomycetes; Pichiales; Pichiaceae. Gene Ontology annotation, cellular component: signal recognition particle, endoplasmic reticulum targeting.
AUGACACAUUUCUCAAGCGCAGACAACUUUAUAGAGAAGUCGGUCCAGCUAAUGAAAUCUGGUCCGGCAAAUACCAGAGUUAGCAUUACAUAUACCCAUAGUGGAGAAAAGAGGAAGCCAAUCGUAAAAUUCAAACUUUUCAAUCCGGUGACUGGAAUAUGUUUAUCGCUUAGAACGCAUAAAGCUAAAGAGUUUUCUCGAAUUAUGAAUGCUCUGGGACCCAGAGGAACUGCGGUGACCAAGCAUGUGAAUCCGGGAACUGCCAAUGAAAAGAUUGAAGAUGUGAAAUUGGAGGGAUUAGGCUGCAUAAUGACGAAUACUAAGUUUUCAGAGCAGGAAGCCCAAGAAGAAUCAAAGCAGGAAACCAACCAGCCGCCUGCAGAAAGUACCACAGAGAAAGUUACAUCAAAGCACAAAAAGCGGUCGAAGAAGUCGAGGAAGGGACGGAAGCAUUGA